AUGCGUGGUGGCGCCCUCAGCGGCAGGUGGCGGCACGCCCAAGGUGGCGUGCGUGGUGGCACCCUCAGCGGCAGGCGACGGCUAGCCCAAGGUGGCGCACGUGGUAGCGCCCUCAGCGGCAGGCAGCGGCGCACCCCAGGUGGCGCGCGUGGUGACACCCUCAGCGGCAGGCGGCAGCGCGUCCCAGCGGCAGGCGGCGGCGCACCCCAGGUGGCACGCGUGGUGACGCCCUCAGCGGCAGGCGGCAGCGCGUCCCAGGUGGCGCGCACGGUGGCGCCCUCAGCGGCAGCGGCAGGCAGCGGCGCACCCCAGGUGGCGCGCGUGGUGACGCCCUCAGCGGCAGGCGGCAGCGCGUCCCAGGUGGCGCGCAUGGUGGCGCCCUCAGCGGCAGGUGGCGGCACGCCCCAGGUGGCGCGCGUGUUUGCGCCCUCAGCGACAGGCGGCGGCACGCCCAAGGUGGCCAGCAGGCGGCGGCGCGCCCCAGGUGGCGCGCAUGGUGGCUCCCUCAGAGGCAGGCGGUUGUAUGGCGCCUUCUACGGACCGAGUGGCAGCACGGCCGUUGGGGGCGGCGGCGGGGGCGGCGGCGGCGGCAUCGUAGCUGUUGUGUCCGCCUCGGUGUCUUGUGGCACGGCGUCGACAACCCGGUCGUCUGCCAGACUAGAUCGCGAUGUGGUGGUUUUGCGACACGAGGCCACGUCAGCUGCGCUCUCGGUGGCUGGGGGCGGCGUCGUCGGUGGUGCCGGAGGUGGUAUUCGGGAUCCACAGUGGCGCUGCGUGUGA
Bacillus rossius redtenbacheri is the source of this 780-nucleotide messenger RNA. Its product is annotated as WAG22 antigen-like. The coding region runs from base 1 to 780 and encodes 259 amino acids. NCBI's taxonomy places the organism in Eukaryota, Metazoa, Arthropoda, Insecta, Phasmatodea, Bacillidae. The record is from RefSeq and is a predicted model, not a curated record. The transcript is spliced from 5 exons.